Molecule: messenger RNA, 3567 nt
Organism: Drosophila erecta
Lineage: Eukaryota; Metazoa; Arthropoda; Insecta; Diptera; Drosophilidae
Gene: Snx27
Product: sorting nexin-27
Exons: 6
Coding region: 579-2192 (537 amino acids)
Biological process (GO): intracellular protein transport; signal transduction
Cellular component (GO): early endosome
Molecular function (GO): protein binding; phosphatidylinositol-3-phosphate binding
Source: RefSeq, a predicted model, not a curated record
UCGGCAGUCGGUAUUCCAUGGCGAUAGGACGCCACCGAUACAUCGACUGGCAGUCAGUGCGAUACUCGCGAAGUUAUCGGACGUGUACGCUAGCAACAAUUAACACACAGAACAGUCCAACUAACGGAAUAAAAAUGCGCAGCGCGAAAAUAAAAUAAAGAGCGAAAACACAGGCGUGUGUUAGCUAAAAUAAGUUCCAUAAAUAAUCAAUUAUAUUUUUUUUUCGGUGUGUGCGCGUGUGUGUGCUAGCCUAAAGAGCGAAGGGGAGUACAGAAGUACAGAAGGCGAAGCGGAGCGAAGGAGGAGGCGUAAAAAGUAAAAGUGGCGGUGCCUGUCUCUAUACGUGUGUGUGUGUGUGCGUGCGUGUGUGUGUGUCUGCCGAAAAGAAGUUGCAGAAAACAUUACGCAAAAUAAGAGAGCGAAAUAACCACAACACAACAAAAGAUAUUGUGCAAACAACACAGCGCUGAGAGGCGGAAAGGUGGAAAGCAGGCACGUCGGUGAGGGGCGGACGGAGGAGGGCGGCGGCAGAAGAGCACGCACUGCCUAAGUGCGAGCGAGAGCGAACGACCGGCGCAAUGAGCAUCGUUGGCGAAAACCAUCCCCUCCCAACCCCAACCCCAACCCCCGCCAGCGCCGUGGUGUCCGCAUCAUCGGGCGGCGGUGGCGGCGGUGCGGUCGUCAUGGGCGUCGGCGUCGGCGUCGGCGUAGGCGUGACCACAGCAAAUGGACCCCGUGUCGUCACCAUUUACAAAACGGAAACGGGCUUCGGCUUCAACGUGCGCGGCCAGGUAUCCGAGGGGGGUCAACUGCGCUCGAUCAACGGCGAGCUGUACGCCCCCCUUCAGCACGUGAGCGCCGUCCUUGAGAAUGGGGCGGCCGAGAAGGCGGGCAUCAAGAAGGGCGAUCGCAUCCUCGAAGUAAAUGGCGUCAGCGUCGAGGGAGCCACACAUAAACAGGUCGUAGACCUGAUCAAAUCCGGCGGCGAUUGCCUAACUCUGACGGUGAUAUCGGUGACACAGCAGGAGGCUGAUCGACUGGAGCCGCAGGAGGAUCAGAGCGGCUACUCCUACAUCGAUUACUCGGACAAGCGCUCGCUGCCCAUUAGCAUACCGGACUAUGGGAUCGUGAAUCGGAAUGGCGAGCGGUACAUCGUCUUCAACAUACACAUGGCCGGAAGGCAGCUCUGUUCGCGUCGCUAUCGGGAGUUCGCCAACCUGCACUCGCUGCUGCGCAAGGAGUUCUCCGGCUUCAACUUCCCCAAGCUGCCCGGCAAGUGGCCCUUCCAGCUCAGCGAACAGCAGCUGGACACGAGGCGCCGUGGACUGGAGCAGUAUCUGGAGAAAGUGUGCGCCGUGCGGGUGAUUGCCGAGAGUGAUGCCGUUCAGGACUUCCUUACCGACACCGAGGAUGAUAUAUCCGCCUCGCCGGUGGACAUUAAGGUGAUGCUGCCCGACCACGAAGUGAGCACCGUGUCGGUGAAGAAGUCUUCCAAUGCCCAGGUGGUGUGGGAGAUACUGGUGCAGCGCGCCAAUCUCACUGCCUACACGCAGCAGUAUUUCUACCUGUUCGAGAUUGUCGAGUACAACUUUGAGCGAAAGCUGCAGCCGCACGAGAUUCCACAUCAGCUGUACGUGCAGAACUACAGCACCGCCUCAUCCACCUGCCUCUGCGUCCGUCGCUGGCUCUUCUCGGUGGCCAAGGAGCUGACGCUGCCGGACGGCGAACAGGCUGGCCGCUUCAUCUUUUACCAGGCGGUCGACGAGGUGAAUCGCGGCAAUAUCCGAGCCGAUGGACGCCUGUACGAGCUGAAGGCGCUGCAGGACGCCAAGAAGGCGGGCGACUAUCUGGCCUUGGCCCGCACACUGCCAGGAUACGGAGACGUUGUCUUUCCCCACUGCUCCUGUGAUAGUCGCAAGGAGGGACACGUUGUGCCCGCCGUGGGCAUAAAGAGCUUUCGGCUGCACGCCUGCCGUGAGGAUGGCUCCCUGGAGGCGCAAAUGGUCGAACUGACCUGGGACAGCAUCACGCGCUCCGAGAGCGACGAGGAGUCCAUGUCAUUUUGCUUUCAGUACAAUCGUCCAGAUAAGCCAGCACGUUGGGUCAAAGUCUACACGCCAUAUCAUGCAUUCCUUGCGGACUGCUUUGAUCGCAUCAUGGAGGAGCGCAAGUGGGAAGACAGCGGCGACUAGGGAAGGCGCAAGGUGCUGCAGGAGGAGCAGGAGCAGGAGCGGGAGGAGCAGGAGCAGGAGCGGGAGCCAGUGGAGCAGAAAGAGCAGCAGCGACGGCGUCGACGGCAGGAGGGGCAGAUUAAGCAACCCACAACCAUACCAAGCAUCACCAGGCGGGCCGAGGCAUUGCACAUUGUUCGUUAGUGGCUCGUUGGUGGGAGGAGCCCAGCCAUGCCGAGCUCUCCGCCCCUAAGCCCACACAACACAUCUCCUUCGGUUAGCUUGCCAUAUUCCGGCUGGUCAGCUGCCGGGGCUCCGGUAUCUGAGGACUCAGAUUCGUGCUGACCCACUGCUGCACCUAAUGCCUCACCCACAUAUAUUGUAAAGUAUAUUUGGCACUGAUAUAUAUACAUUUAUAUAAUUUGUACAUUGACAAGCAAUUGCAAUCGCCUUGGCUCUCGUUGCUCCAAUUUGGGAUGCGGAUGGCGGAUGGGCUGGUCGUCUGGUCCGUUGGUUGGACGAGUUUGGAAAAUGUUAACAGCAGCAACAAAAAUGUUUCAAAUGUUUUCGGCACUUAGCACACUUAGAGCAAACACAGGCACCAAUUUAGAUCAAGCAGAACCGACGAUUCUCAUUAUACAAUAUAAAUAUAUAUAUAUAUACAUACACACCACUCACAGACAUGCGUACAUUAUAAACAAAACAAAACAAAACAAAACAAACAGAACAAGCAAACAAACAAAACAAACAAAAAUAUAUAAAAGAGUAUAUUUAAGCCAACCUCAGCGUAAUAUUUAAUUCGUACUUUUCCAAAUACCCUUUGUUCCGUUUGUGUUUGUAUAUUUUGCUCAUAGGAAAGCAGCGGCUAAAGGAGAUCUUUGAAAAAUGAAUUGUAAAAAGUCAAUUUUAAUUAUACACAAAUAUACAUCAUAUAUAUAUACAUAUACAUAAAUGUUUAGCAAACAAAUCAACAGACAUUGAUCAUUUAUUUAUUUGUAUGUACGUAGGAAGGCCCAGAACGAACUCAACUGAACGCAAGAAACCGAAAUCAGAGAUCAGAAAUCAGAGAUCAGAAAUCAGAGAUCAGAAAUCAGAGAUCAGCAAAAGAAAAGCGGGUUGGCACCAAGCAAAUGCUAAGCGAAACAAUAUAAAUCUACCAGAUAACUAAAGCGAUGAAAUGUUGAAAAUAUUGUACUCAUUCGAAACUUUCUAUAGAAAUUGUUAGUUAAAUAUAAGGUAACGUUAAUAGUUAUUGAAAAAAUGCAAAAGCGAGACUCAAAACUCAAAACGCAACUCAACUAAAGUCAACUCAAAGGCGAACUCAAAAGCAACGUAGAAAGAGACGGCAGGCGGGCAGUAGAAAGAGAGGCACAAUGCAAAUAGCAAAAAUCGAGAG